Messenger RNA from Brenthis ino (lesser marbled fritillary), 1512 nucleotides. The record is from the annotation of a GenBank genome assembly. Lineage: Eukaryota; Metazoa; Arthropoda; Insecta; Lepidoptera; Nymphalidae.
AUGGAGACCGUCGUUCAAUAUUUACUUUUGGCUCUUGCACUGACCUCAGUGCAAAUAUCUCUUACUGAAAGCCGUCUAAAUGAAAAACGUAGGGAUAAAACUGAAAGACGAUAUCAUAACGUACAAGUAAAAGAUAACAUGUGCGAAAUUACAAAUCGAGAAUCAAAAGUUCAUUGUUAUUGCGAGAACACGGAAAUAAAAACAGCCACUAGAGCAGACUGCUGGGUGUUUAAUGGUGGUAUUGAUGAAACUGACCCAAUUUGGUCUAGCUUUAGUUCGCAACCGUAUCUAGAGAGAUUGACUUUCAACGUAAGGUCCGACGGAGCGCUGAAAUUUAUCCCUCUCCAAGUGAUCCACCGUUUGAAGAGAUUGCAAAAGUUAUAUAUACACUAUGCAACUUUAAAUAAGAUAGAGAAAAAAACAUUCACUAACAUGUCCACUGUAAGAGAAAUAACAUUGAUGAAUGAUAAAAUAAUGGAGUUAGAUUUCUCAGCGUUUUCGAGCCUACCAGCCCUCGUAAACUUAACGAUAAAAGGGAAUAAAGUAGCUGAAAUACAAAGGGACGUUUUUGUCGAUUUACCAAGUCUCAGAUACCUCGAUUUGUCGUUUAACAGCAUUAGUCUGACACAUGACGGAUGUUUUGAACAUUUGAAUGUACUCAAUGAUUUAGUCUUAGAAGCAAACUUAAUAUCAGUCUUAACCAGAGACACGUUUAAGGGUUUAUCUAAUUUGACUAGAUUGGAUUUGAGAUCAAACAAGUUAUCAAUGAUAGGUGACUUAACGUUUUCAGAGCUAUGGAAUUUAAAUGAGCUUCUAUUGGACAAUAAUGAACUGAAAUAUUUAUCGGAGAGAGCCUUCGACGGACUGACCAUGCUUCAGAAAUUGUCUAUCACUGGUAAUAAAUUACAAUCCAUUAACGAGGGUCUCUUAGAAGGUGUUCGAGGAUUAGAACUGUUGGAUUUAAGAAAUAACGAUAUCGAACUAUUUACGUAUGAAACAAUCAAACCGAUUCACGAGAAUUUAAAAUUGAAAACGUCUGUACUUUAUUUAAGCGGUAAUAAAUUACAUUGUGAUUGCCGUUUAUCAUGGAUACAAGUAUUACGUAAUGAAACAAAAAGCGAGCCACUGAGAAUGGCACUGGAUGAAGUCACAUGUGCAUAUGUCACCGAUGAAUCUACUACAAAUGAAAAAGUUAAAUCUAAUAAUAACGAAAACAUGUUUGAAAUUGAAACGAAUAGCGAUGUUCUUCAACAGGACAGCAAUGAUGAUGUAUAUGGAGAAACUAAACCCUCUUACAAGUAUGAGGAAACUAUAAAAUCUCUUGAAAAUCAAGUUACAUUAGUAGAUAUACCUGCUCAAGCAUUGCCUUGUCCUGGAAAACUUGUACAAAACGGAGAAGACUCUUUGAUGUUAUCUUCAAAAGAAGAAAACUACUGGCUCCCAAAUUCAAGUCUGAAAAUCUUAUCGAAUCUAUGGUUAGUUCUAUCGCUAACAAUGACAACCGUAUUCUAU